This is a messenger RNA of Cherax quadricarinatus, 928 nucleotides long. Lineage: Eukaryota; Metazoa; Arthropoda; Malacostraca; Decapoda; Parastacidae. The record is from RefSeq and is a predicted model, not a curated record.
AUGAGCAAAGUACACUUCACCAUGAGCAAAAUACAGGUCACCAUGAGCAAGUACAGGUCACCAAGAGCAAAGUACACGCACCAUGAGCAAAGUACACGUCACCAUGAGCAAAGUACAGGUCCCCUGAGCAAAAGUACAGGUCACCAAUGGUGUUCUCAAUGUAUUACAGGUGUUCUCGGAGUGUUACAGGUGUUCUCAGUGUGUUUCAGGCGUUCUCAGUGUGUUACAGAUGUUCUCAGUGUUCUAAGUGUGCUACAGGUGUUCUCUAUGUAUUACAAGUGUUCUCAGUGUGUUACAGGUGUUUUCAAUGUAUUACAGGUGUCCUCAGUGUGUUACAAUUGUUCUCAGUAUGUUACAGGUGUUCUUAAUGUGUUACACGUGUUCUCAGUGUCCUCAGUGUGUUACAGGUGUCGUCAGUAUGUUACAGGUGUUCUCCGUGUUACAGGUGUUGGCACUAUGGCCUGGUCUCCACUGGCUAUUGGUCUGAUCUCCAGUAAGAUGGAUGACGGCAUUCCUGUCUUCACCAGACAGUCUUUUAAGAAAAAAUACACCUCUAUCAGUUGGAAUGAAGACGAAACUUAUGCUUCAGGAAACGUCAAAGACCAGGGCUACACAUGGUUGAAGGAUAAAGCUGGCUCAGAGGACGGCAGGAAGCAGCAGGCUCGACUGAGAGAGCUUGGCCAGCUGGCAGAGAGGCUUGGCUGCAGCUUAACCCAGCUGUCAGUAGCUUGGAGUAUCAAGAACGACAAUCUGCACUGUGUCCUUAUUGGAGCUGCUACCGUAGAUCAACUACUGGAGAACAUUAGUUCCCUCCAGGUGGCAGUCAGGCUGAAACCGGAACUUCUGGCCCAACUGGAACGAAUAGUGUCGUUCCUGUAACGAAGAGUCUAGUCCCCUGCCCACUUGACGCUGUUGUAGCUUCUGCAGG